Molecule: messenger RNA, 5051 nt
Organism: Drosophila mauritiana
Lineage: Eukaryota; Metazoa; Arthropoda; Insecta; Diptera; Drosophilidae
Gene: bnl
Product: vitellogenin-1
Exons: 5
Coding region: 1111-3330 (739 amino acids)
Biological process (GO): positive regulation of protein phosphorylation; fibroblast growth factor receptor signaling pathway; positive regulation of cell population proliferation
Cellular component (GO): cytoplasm
Molecular function (GO): fibroblast growth factor receptor binding; growth factor activity
Source: RefSeq, a predicted model, not a curated record
CGCUUGGAGAACACACAGUGAGCGGAGCGUCCGCAGUCGCAGUAGCACUCGAAGUCCGCUUAUCCGCAUCCGCGGCGUUUUCGAAUUUUUCAGACCUUACCAUUCGAUCCGAUCCAUCAUCUGGCACAUCCUAACCAUCUCUAAUCGUAACCCCAUCAUCGUGAUCGCGUCCGUAAUCGCUCCGUUUUGACGUACUCGAUGUUCCGGUUUUGUGUGCAAUCGUUUCCAAAGGAGAUCGAAACAAUAAUCUCGGCGGAUAGGAAAUUUGAAACACGAAUGUUCGUUUCGCAAUCCAAGAGAGUCGUUACAAUUUGAAAAGCCCGCAAAAAAAAAUCGUUUAAAUGCGAGCAAUUCGAAGAUCGGAAAAUAUAUAAAAAUAUAUAUAUAUAUGAUUUGUGCUGUGUUUGAAAAAGGAAUAUCAGAAAAAAAUUAUGAAAAUGUUGAAUUGUUGUUGCCGUAAGUUUUAAAGUGUGCAAAGUGCAACUCUCUGAAAAUCAACGAAGAAUACAACGCGUCCAAAAAAAGAAUCGUAAAACUGAAAAAAGCAAACAAACAUAAAAACAAGCUCGUCAACUAUGUUAGCCAACCGAAAUUUGGCCGCAUAAACAAGCUGAGAUUGCUUCAUUCCUCGCUCCCCAACUAAACCGCGGGAAUUUCUGACAUGACAAGAAAGUCAUUGGCGUUGAUAAGAUGCAUUAUCAGCGGGGAAGACGAAGAUGAAGAUCCGCAACAGCAACAGCAGCAAUUGAAAAGUGUUGAACAAGUCUACGAUAUGAUAACCUAAUUUCCUGCCAGGAAAGAGGCGAAAAGAUUUUAACGAAAAAUUAAACGGGCUCAGAGAGAGAGAGAGAGAUACUUGCAAAGCGAAGCCAAGUCAGUGAAAAGAAAAAAAAAAACGUAAUCGAAACGAAAGUAAGAAAAGAUAUCUGAAAACGGGGCGUACAUAUGUUUCAACGACACCCGAGGGCGUGGCGCACGCCCAAUAAACUGGCAAACAAUCUAUAAACAACUGCGAGACUACACAGCGAUUUAUACAGAAAUUAUAAACAUUCGGACUCAGAUUCCGAACCGGGCUCGAGAAACCCCUGUGAACCAAAGUGGUGAUCUUUGAUGCGAAGAAACCUGCGCUUGGACUGGAGGGCCCUGGCGCUGCUGGGCGCCCUCCUCUCGUUCAUCAUCGCCUGGCGGGGCCUUGUAUCUGCGAUGCCCCUCAUGGCCAUGGACAACAACCUGACAGACUCAUCCGGAUCCACAUACACAUCCACAUCAAAAUACAACAGCACGAACAAUAGUAAUCUGUUUAGUAAUAGUUAUCUACAAAGUGAUCAUAGUCGUAGUAGUUUAGUGCCGAGCGCAGUGAGUGAACGUAGUGUAAAUCAACCCACAAAUCAAAGUAUUAAUGCUGAAUUUAAUCAGAGCUUAAGCACGCAUCCAACUGCCAUAACAAGCACACCGCAAACCCAAACUCAAACCCAAAUCCAAUCCCAAUACCCAUCCCAGGCGGAGGAUUCCGAUCAGCUGGAGGAGCCGCUGGGAUUCGUCAUCUCAGCGAUGCCGAACGAGCAUCUGGCGGUCCUGUCGCGUACCGAACGCAGCAUUCGUCACCAGAAUCAGCAGCAGCAGAAGAAGCACCAUCAUCAUCACCAGCAACAGCAGCAGCAGCCAAUGUCGCCCGCUGACAAUAAUUUCAUUGGUUCGAAAUCGAAAAGACUGAGCAACCCUAGAAGUAGUCUUAACAUAAAUAGCAGUAGCAGUAACACGCCCAUCAGCAAUCUGGACCGUAACGAACGCUCCACGGUGCCACAGUCCCACUUGGCGUGGACUUCGCGCAAGAUCCAGCUGUACAUCAAAAAUCGCAUCCUUCAGAUAUUGCGGGAUGGCGUUGUCAACGGAACCCAGGACGAGAAUAGUGAAUUCACGAUUCUCCAGCGAUCCACGGUGGAUGUGGGACGCAUCAAACUGCAGAGUGUGGCCACUUGCCUGUAUCUCUGCAUGGACGCGUGCGGUGUUCCCUACGGCUCGAAAGACUUCACCGACGACUGCGUCUUCAACGAGAACAUGGGUCUUCAGAACUACAACACAUACUCCUCCACGUACCACUCUCAGGCGAGGCGGGUCUUCUACCUGGCCCUGAAUGGCAGUGGACAGCCCCGGCGCACCCAGAUCCCGGCCAGCCGAUCGCUGGGCAAGCUGAGCACCUACACGAACGCCAUCACGGAGACGGUGCCGCAGGAGCGGGUCGAGCAGCUGAUCGCCAAGAAUUUUGGUGCCAAUCGCGUCAAGCACGGCGUGCGGCAACUCUGUGAUACGGGCAAGCCGCUGAUCGAGCUGAUCGAUGUGGCCAGAUUCAAGGGGCCGCCACAUUGCAGCAGCAACACAAGUGGCAGCAGCAGCAGCAGCAGUAGUAGCAGUAGCAAAAGUAGUAGCAAUAGCAGUAGCAGUUACGUUCCUGUGUCUGCGAUCAGCAGCCUGAGUAGUAUUAGUAACAGUAGUCAAAGCGAGAGCGGCCAUAUUAGCAGUAGCCUUAGCGGUAGCAGUAAUAGUAGUAGCAAUAGCAGUAGCAGUAACAGUAGCAGUAAUAGUAGUAGACCGAGUGGUAGCAAGGCCAACAAGAAGAAGAAGCCCAAGUGCAAGCCGCACGAGCAGGAGGACACUCACAAUUGCCAGAAGCGCGGUGGCGCCGGAGCGGGAGCACUGCGAAAAUUGGGGCCCAAGGCGAAGAGGUGCAAGGAGCUGCGGGAGAAGGCGGCCGCCGAGAAGCGGGCGCCACCCAAUUGUGGCAAGAAGAAUGGGGCCAGAAAGAAUCCUACAGAGGCAGCCAAAGCGGUGCAACAGCGACCCAAAGGAAACACCCAGCACGGUGGCAAGAAGAAGCCGAACAAGGCGGGUAAACAGCGCCAAAAUGGGGGAAAAAAGCAGCAGCAGCAUCAGUUGCAGCAACAGCAACAACAGCCGCUGCAACAUCAGGCCAAAUCCAUUUCCGGUGGCAAGAGGAAGCACCGGAAAUUGGAUGCAAGUACAACCACCACCAUGGCCACCAGCCUGGCCACGCCCCCAAGUAGCCACUGGGAGAGCAGCUCACCCCUGCCCGCAUUUUCCCUUAGCGAAACCAGCGACAGGGUGGAGCGCAACGUGCGCAUGAGCAGCGGCGAGGAGCAGGAUCAGGACAACGAACAGGAUCAAGAGCAAUCCGAUCCGGCGGAGCAGGGCGAGGAGGAGGCCGAGGGCGACGUGGGAUCCCUGGAAGAUGCCAGCUACGAGGACGCAAGUUCCGAGGCCCAAGGACGCAGCGGAGCAGGCGGCGACGAUUCGCUCUACUACGAUUUCUGAAAUCAGUGCGACUGUUGAGAAAAGAGAAAAGUGAGAAAAGGACCUAAAAUGAUGUAAAAAGUCCGUCUUGGGUAUGCAAAAGAUAUUGUAAUUGCAAGUUUCCACAACACAUCCACACACGAUCAGACACCAACAGAUACAGAUACCCACUCUAUACACUGCACAUUCAGCACCAGAACAACACCAUAUACAUGUAUAUCAUCCGCCAGUGUGUAAAUAUUUGAAUAUCAUACUCUACAUACGCCUGUGGCUCACUAAAGUAUUUUUGAUGCAGCGGACUGUUGUCCCCCCGGCGAUGAUGCAAAGUGCAACCAAGAUCCCCGCUAAAGACGAUGAAUAUCAAUGUAUUACGACGGAGUCUCGAGUAUUUUAUAAGAACCUCUCAAGCGAACCAUUUGGAGUAUAAUUAUCAUCGAAAUGUAUUAUAAACGCACGCCCAUCCAAUCAAUCAGAUAGAUGUAAAUUCGAAGCCCUAACCUUACGCAACACGAAUGACCCAAAAGAGUCUAUUGAAAUACUUGAGUCUCUGUGGCGGAACUUUCACGAUCGGUUGACGAUGAAAAUACUCAAAAACACGACCACCCCGAUAAGUCUACCAGAAACCAAACUUGAAAACUUGCAAACCGCUUUCCCAACACUGUAAAAACGAGUAAAGCGUUGAGAUAAUUCGAAUAUGUCGAGGAAAUACAAUUGUAAAUAGAUACGCGGCUUAGUCAAGUAAGAUCCAUUUUUUGUCUGUACUGUCGAACCUCGCGUAGCCUUAGCCUUGUAAAUCACCUUUGAAUGCAAUUUUUCCCACUCAAGUUAAAAAUCACAAUGCGAAAGUAAGAAGCAAUCGAUACAUCGAAAACUAUUAUAAAAUAAAUACGAGAAAAGUUGGAAGAAAAACUCACAAAUCACAAGAUUGUAUUUUCUUUUACAAUACGAAACGAAACUAACAUUAAUAUUAAUUUAUUCGAUCAACGAGAUAAAUGCGUGAAAUUAUAGUUGUAGCUGUAUGAUGGAUUUAUUUAUUUAUUUAAAAAUAUUUAUUUAUAAACUACUUCUAGUACGCUUAGGCCUAGACUAACAAACUUUGUUAUAACUUAAUGCAUUAAACAAACAAUUUCCAGAUAAGUCAGUAAACGAUCAACGAAAAAAGCAUGAGAAAAGCGCGAAAAAAACUAAACUAAAAAAUAAAGUAUAAAAAUACAUUAAUAUCAAAUGCGAGUGUGUUUUAGUCGAUAAUGGUAAGGAGUAGUAGUCCUAAGGUUGAUGUACAAUAUUACUGGGUUUUCUGCAUGGAACUGAAUUAUUUUUAGCAUUUUGCACGCUGCCCGACUUAAAUUCAAAAAAUUAUUCCAAUUCACUCAUUUUUUGGCAUGGUUUUCUGUAAUGCAGUUGUUUUACAUAUCCUCCCUAAAUAUCCAUAGCUCCAAACCCCCCUAUAAUAUCUUGUGACCUUUACAGCCUGUGUCUGCAGCUAAUCGCCCUGGUUUUGCUCCGAAAGAGAGCCAUCCUGUGAGAGGAGAUCCUUCGAUUUAUCGUCGAAACCCAAUGUACCACCGAUCCACACAACAAAGCUAAAGUUCCUGAUCUUUAAGCAUAAGAGUUAUACAUUUAAAACUACAUUUAUAGCAUUUAGUAUUUUCGUAUUUAUCGUUUAAGACUGAUAAGAGAACACAAGAGGAGAGCACUAAGCUAAGCGUACUGUAAAUAAACUAAAAUAUUCUAAAACCUAA